Molecule: messenger RNA, 1458 nt
Organism: Dictyostelium purpureum
Lineage: Eukaryota; Evosea; Eumycetozoa; Dictyosteliales; Dictyosteliaceae
Exons: 5
Coding region: 1-1458 (485 amino acids)
Source: RefSeq, a predicted model, not a curated record
AUGGUUGAUGGUUCUUCGGAGCAUACAAAAUUAAAUUCAUUAAUCUUGUUACCAAUAAUGCAUUUUGAUUCUUCAGAAAUUGUAAAUGAUAAAUUUUCAAUAUUUAGCUCCUCCAUGGGUGGGUCACCACCUCCAGAUGGAAGUUCGGUAGGUCCUUCGGUUGGUGUAUCAGUUACAGGGGGUGCCGGUGUAGAGGGAUUGGCAGGUGCCGGUGUAGCAGUUGCAGGAGGUGCAGGAGUAGAGGGAUCAGCAGGUCCUGGUGUAGCAGUUGCAGGAGGUGCAGGAGUGGAAGGAUCAGGAGGACCGGGUGUAGCAGUUCCAGGAGGUGCAGGAGUAUCAGUUGCAGGAGGUGCAGUAGUUUCUGUUGGUGGUUCUGUUUCAUUUGGUUCUUUGGUUAUUGGUUCCUUUUUAUCGAUUUUAAAGAUGAAUUUUAAAAAAUAUUUCGCAGCUCUUGUCGCAGCAGCUAUUGCAAUUUCAGGAACUGUUAAUGCCGACACUCUCAGUUGUUCACAAAUGCAACAACUUGCUGGUGAAACUUUCGCAUCCUCACAAACCAUUACUAAUAUGAUUUGUAUUUCAUAUUAUGAAUCCUCAUGGAUUACAACUGCUGAAAAUAAAGGUAGUUCAGCAUCUGGUUUAUGGCAAAUUUUACCAGAACAUUGUGGUGAAUUAUGUAAAGAUUGUACCACUCCAUCAGAUCUUUUCAAUCCAGAAAUUAAUGCUAAAUGUGCUCUUGCUGUUUUAAAUGCUCAAGGUUAUAAUGCAUGGACCACAUGGUCAAAUGGAGAUUGUAAAAAUUGGAAUAAAUGCGAUUCAAGUUCAACAUCAGGCACCACUGCUUCUACAGGUAAAAGUUCAACAGGUGGCUCAAGUGGUAAAAGUUCAACAGGUGGUUCAUCAAGCGGUAAAAGCUCAACAGGUGGCUCAAGUGGUAAAAGUUCAACAGGUGGUUCAUCAAGUGGUAAAUCUUCAUCAUCAUCAUCCCACCAAACAAGUGGUUCACAAUCAGGUUCAAGCCAAUCAGGUAGUCAAACCAGUGGUUCACACCAAACUGGUUCAAUGAGUGGAUCACAAAGUGGAUCACAUCAAACUGGUUCAAUGAGUGGAUCACAAAGUGGAUCACAACAAACUGGUUCACCAACUAGCGGUGUUUCAACUGGUUCACAAACUGGUUCACCACUUACUGGUGUCCCAACUGGUUCACAAACUGGUUCACAAUCAGGUACAUCAAGCCAAAGUGGAACAUCAGCAUCAGGUACUACCUCACAAACCUCAGCAUCAGGCAGUUCAUCAGGUCAAACCUCAGCUUCAGGUAGCACCUCAGGUCAAACUUCAGCUUCAGGUAGCACCUCAGGUCAAACCUCAGCUUCAGGUAGCACCAGCGGUUCAGGCAGUAGCAGUGGUUCAGGUAGUAGCAGUGGUUCAGGUAGUAGCAGUGGUUCAAGUGGUAGUGUAUAA